CUGCGAAAUCCCGUGGCCGCCGACGCGUCUCCGUCCCACUUCGAGAGUAUAUCAGGUUUUCCAAAAAGGGACGGUAAGAGCAGGAGCAAAGGCGCGGCGGCGUCAACAGCGUCUGAUCUGGACCCUUGGCUUGAGCUCAUGCCGCAGAUGAGUAUUAAUACACCACCUGAAAUAAACCUGGGUGGUCGUAGAAUGACCUUCAACGGCUAUCUCCCACAAGAUAGUAGUCCGUCAACAAGUGAAGAUUCCGAACCCGCGGAUGAACCUAGUCCUGCAGUGUCGCAGGGGCGUCAACAAGAAGCAUUCAUUACUGCAGAACGGAGUAGAGGCGAUGUGAAGGUGAGAAGUAGCCUGUUACACGGCGACAGAAAGAAAGCCUCGUCUAGUUCGGGAACAAUAGGUGGUGGUGCACCAUCCGAACGCGCAACGCAUCCCAGCAGAGGCUAUCGCUUGUGCGAAGCGGGGCCUGCGAAUAAUGUACCACUAGCGAGUGGGAGUCGACUGGUAGAUGACACCACUUGCAGUGGCAAGAUGCAGAAGCUAGUAGGUAAAGAACUGGAUGCGUGGAUGAUGGGGAACGAAGGACGGUUGUCUUCUUCGCCAGCCAGUGUUUUAGUGCAUCAGUCAAUCCCGAACAAUGUCCCUGAAGCGACGGUACAGCAGAAUAAACUUUUUGCAAGUCAGCCGAACACCACUGGUUACGCCGAAGAUGGUAAACCUAGCAAAAGCAGAGGUCGCGCUGGUUCCAACGAGUGGGGCAGUCCUUUGUCGGCCAGUAAAGCCGCUAUAAAUCCAGAUCAAGUAAAGGAGGCCUACAACACAACACUGAUGCCGAACCACAAGCAAGCGCGCCGGGUACCAGAGGCGAAGGGGAUGAAGGCUAGUGUUUUCGCGAGUGCGUCAUCGUCUUCCACAAUCUCUUCUGGGAAUGGGGAGUUUCGGCAGGAGAAUUAUUUCCAUGUGCCUGGUGUUCCUUUAGAAGUGAGCAGUGAAUCUGCAUCCCCUCCAGCGUUGCAUGGACUUGGAGGCGCUCCGCUGUCGGUUAGAAACAACAGCGUCCGCGAUAUGAGUUGUCCUUUCCAGGAUCGUGACGGCGAUUAUUCGUCCGCGUCGAAUUUCUCGAGGACGCCGUCUCCACCCUCCGGACCUACAGGCCCUCUUGGCCAAAUAUGCUAUCACCGCACUCCCGCCAGGCUUUUCACGACGCCAACCACAGGAACCGUCGUGGCUGGGUCCCACAAUAUGGCAUUGAGACACGCGCACACCAGCAUGGUACCAGCAUCGCCGGUGUUCUUUUCUUCACAGGAUGACGACGCUUCAGGAAGUAGUCGACCUCUCGACCUCGAGGGCACUGGUGUCGCUUUGGAAAGUUCGGAUCAGCGCACUAGCUCAAUGCGCGCAGGAGCGUCUUCGUCGUCCUCACCUCCAGCUUCUAGGUCCGAUGACGCUCUUGCUUCGCGAAGUGAUCCGACAUCCAGUGGUGGAGGCGGACACGAGAGACGGAUAGCGCCAACGAGCAGCACAAGGCGUAUCUCAUUCAAGGACAAAGAGGACUCACGAGGCGAAAUUUUCGACCGACUCUAUCCACUGGCACUUCAGGAAGCCGAGGAGCUCAUCGAGCAACGUACCUAUUGGAAUGCAACAGCCUUGCAGUAGAUGAAUUUUUAGUUUUUAGCGUUCAACAGCUUGUUUUGAGUUUCAUCUUUGCUGUAGACAGAUCCCCAUGAAAUAACUUGUUUUUGUCGGUUACUACGCUAUCGAUAUUCAUUGUGGAAGAACGCGACUCCUAUGAAACGCAAAUUUCCGCUUUUGUAAAACAAGAACAGCAGCUCGUGGACGUGGAACUGUUCACGGCUGGCAGCUGCAUCAUUCUGUAGUAUCUGGUGUGAAACAUUUCUAUUAAAUUUUUACUAAUCACAACAGAUCCACAACUUUUUCAUUCGAGAACUGCGAGGAGAGAGUGGAUGAUGGUCUUAGCGCAAAUGCCACCUGCAAACUCGAGGAUCAAAAGCCUGACGAUGGAUUUGGGUGCCAGAUUCCUGAGCAUACCGAAGGAUGAGUUGGACAUGUCAAUGGAGUAUCUGCAGUUUAGAAUGGCAAUGUCGGACUGGUGGAAGAAGCGCCUGGUACUGUUUUGAAUUCUAGUCGUAUGCGCCCACUUUUGUCAAUAUGCCCAGAAUUUAGCUGAAUGUUGUUGAUGGAAUGAAGAUAUUGACAAGUGUAUAAGUUUGUAGAGGUUGUAUUAUUAUCGGAGGUUGUAUUGCACUCUUCGUCGUUGAGCGGGUACAUCAACUGAUCACCUAAUCAUUCAAUCAGUCGAUCAAUAAAAUACAGAUACGAGGGACAAAACUGCGGGGUGACGAUCCUUUGCAGCGGCUCGCAUCCCAAGGAGACGGUCAAACGUAG
This is a messenger RNA of Amoebophrya sp. A25, 2406 nucleotides long. The record is from the annotation of a GenBank genome assembly. Lineage: Eukaryota; Dinophyceae; Syndiniales; Amoebophryaceae.